Messenger RNA from Heterostelium album PN500, 1014 nucleotides. RefSeq lists its product as uncharacterized. Gene Ontology annotation, cellular component: nucleus. The record is from RefSeq and is a predicted model, not a curated record. NCBI's taxonomy places the organism in Eukaryota, Evosea, Eumycetozoa, Acytosteliales, Acytosteliaceae. The transcript is spliced from 6 exons. Gene Ontology annotation, molecular function: zinc ion binding. The coding region runs from base 1 to 1014 and encodes 337 amino acids.
AUGAUAAAUAAUAUUAAUAAUAUUUUAAACAAGUAUAAUGAUACAACGCAUCUAUAUAUUAGCUUGGCAUUGAAUGAACUCGAUAGUGCAACUGUCAUUCAAACAUUGUCAAUACCUUCACAGCAGACAAGAGAGUUGAAAGCGCAACAAGAGCAAUUGCAGUACCAACAGCAACAGGAUUAUCAGCACAGACCGUGGAGUACCGAUGAUUACUACUUUCGUGUCAACACCUACAGUAUUGGCAAAUGGUUUACUAAGCCAUCGUUGAUAGACCCUCUUCAGUGUUCAAGAUUCGGUUGGAUCAAUUGUGAACCCGAUAUGCUAGAGUGCCUAUCAUGUGAUAAAAGAAUACAGGCCCUACGCAAGACAUCCAUUUCAAAUGUACAGAAAAAAGAUAAAAGAAACCUUUUGAAGCAUUGUUAUCGUCGUCAAAGAUUACAAGUGAUAGCGGUUAAAAGCAAGAAUCUCUGUUAUUCUGGCGUUAUGUGGUUGGAUUAUUAUAGUAACAACAGUAACGGCAAUGCUUCUGAUGGCAGUGACCACAGAGAUGACAACAACCACCAUAUCAAUAUUCAUUGUUCAUAUUGUCAGAGAAUGUUGGGUUUGUGGAACUUUAAAUCAAUGAACAAUAAUAAUAGUGACAUCAGUAUUGUUACUAUAGAUGAUCCUUUCAUUCAACUAUACCCCAAUUUACAAACACAAACAACAUCAACAUCACAUAAUAAUAAUAAUUAUUCAUCAUCAACGUCACUAAAUGUUAACAAUUCACUUUCAAGUCAUACAAUUGGUGGUAGAUCUAAUACGGUAUCUACUUUGUCAUUGAAAAGAGGUAGAGAAUCAACAUUAGAUAUUCAACAACAACAACAACAACAAGAAGAAGAAGAAGAAGAAGCAACAGUCGAAGAUAGAAAGAAAGAAAAAGAGAUACAAUUGAAACUACAACAACAAUUACAAUCGGAACAACAAAGAAAGUGUGAUGUAGGAUGGAGUUGGGGUCAUAGAUUUAAUAAUUAA